Messenger RNA from Anolis carolinensis (green anole), 2262 nucleotides. RefSeq names its product chromosome 1 C11orf96 homolog (gene c1h11orf96). The record is from RefSeq and is a predicted model, not a curated record. The transcript has a single exon. Bases 188 to 589 code for a protein of 133 amino acids. Lineage: Eukaryota; Metazoa; Chordata; Lepidosauria; Squamata; Anolidae.
UGCUAGGAGCUCAAUCGUCGGCGGGAGCUGAGCUGAGUGUGUCGGGGCAGAAGCGUGAGUUGCGGAGGUGCUGCUGCUCGUCGCUGACAGACGGGGAAAAGGAGCCUUCAAGGAAGAGGAGAUCCUCGGGAAAGACGCGGAAGCCUUCCAGGGGAACCCGACGGCAGCGCGCCCCUUCCCGCAGGCGAUGGCCGCCGCCAAGCCCCCCGAGAUGCCGGUCGCGGGCGUGGGUUUCCAGACGGUGAUGCCAGCCUUCGCCUGCGCGGCCGAGGAGGCCUUCCCGUCGCCGCCCGCCCGCCCCUCGAGGCUGCCCCGGGGCAAGAAGCCGCGCCGGGCCCGCCAGUCGCGCUUCAAGACGCAGCCGGUCACCUUCGACGAGAUCCAGGAGGUGGAGGAGGAGGGCGCCUCGCCGGCCGAGGAGGAGAAAGCCCGCCGCUCCUUCCUCCAGUCCCUCGAGUGCCUCCGCCGCAGCGCCCAGAACCUCAGCCUCCUCCACAAGGACAAGGCGCUCCGCCACGCCGCCGCCACCGCCGCCGGGACACGGCUCCGCAACAGCCUCGACUCCAGUGACUCCGACUCGGCCCUCUGAGAGGACGGGAGAAGGCGCUUCCUGAGGAGAUGGACAGGGAGGCAGACACGGAACACACCGGGACUGGGCUCCGAGGUCUCCUUGGACGCACAGCCAAGCCUCAACUCGAAAUCAGCCCGUCUGUGGAGCCAGCCGCACCCAAGCCUCAACUGGACCACCAGCGCUGACCCUUCCGUGCAGUCCAGAGCUAGCUUCGGACUCCAGGCAAUGCAGAAGAAAGCUCUAAAUGCCGUUAUUUGGAUCUAUAGUGCCAAAUAAUGCAUUAUAUGGUCACCAGGCAUGGAGCAAACUUUGGCCCUUGGGGUGUUUUGGAUUCCGACUCCCACCAUUCCUAACAACCUCAGGCCCCUUCCUUUUCCCGCUUAAGCGGCUGAGGGGGAAAAGGAAGGGGCCUGAGGCUGUUAGGAAUGGUGGGAGUCGGAGUCCAAAACACCCCAAGGGCCAAAGUUUGCCCCAUGCCUCCUGUAGACCAAACUACAGUGUAGAUGUGGCCCAUAGCUGGUUCUACACUGCCAUAUAAUAACCACAUUGUAUGACAGCGUAGAGCCAGCCUGAGCCGUCAACAUCCAGGCUUCAAACUGCUCCCAGGAUUUCCACCCUUGUAAUCGUCUCCACAGCAAAACCACUUCUUCAAUACCUGUUCGAAAACUUCGUUGAAUGGUCAGGGUAGAUGGGGCCAAACUGGGCCGAGUACUCCUCAUCCAAAACACAUGGGGGCCAGAAAGUAUCUUCCCAUGUUUUGGAGCUAUGUCAUGAGAUGGGACCCAAAGUUUGCAGACACUUCGCAAACAUAGCCUUGGAAGGUUGUAUACAUUUGGUUGCUGUGAGUUUUCUGGGCUGUGUGGCCAUGUUCCAGAAGCAUUCUCUCCUGACAUUUUGCCCACAUCUAUGGCAGGCAUCCUCAGAGGUUGUGAGGUUUGUUGGAAACUAGGCAAAUGGGGUUUAUGUAUCUGGAAAGUCUAGGUUGGGAGAAAGAACUCUUGUCUAUUUGAAUGUCGCAGUUGAUCACCUUGAUUAGCAUUUAAUGGCCUUGCAGAGUCAAAGCCUGGCUGCUUCCUGCCUGAGGGAAUCUUUGCAUACAUUGAUCCAUCAGAGAGCAAAGGUAUCACUUUCUUCACAUGGACAGAUUUUGGAGGGUCUUUGGAAUUCCAGACAAGGGAUACUCAACCUGUCUGUUUCUAUAUUGCAAAACUUGAAGGGACAGUUUCAGGAAAGACUAAGCUGCAGAGGACUUUGGCUCUCCCCCGUCUUCCGUUGAACUCCUUUUCUUUUUUUUUUUGUAUCCUAGAGCCUAAUCCUCACAGGCAGAGACUUGGAAGGACUCCACUUCUUUUUCUGAAUUAAAAAGAUCCAGCGGGAAUGUGCUAGAUUUCCAAGAGCAGUGUGCAAGUGAGGUUGAUCUCUUUUUAUUAAAGUGAAGUCCUCCUUGUGUGUAUGUUUCUAUCUUGACUGUGCCUCUCCCCGCUCCCCUAGAAAAUAAAGACAAAUGCACAUCUUUUUCUAACUCUUAAGGAAAAAAUAUAUAUUGAGAUGUUUUAUGGAUGCAAUCAGCUGCUGACUUUAUAUUUAUUUUUGCAUUAACUUUCUGACUGCAUUAAUUUAAUAUGUUUCUACCUGAAUGUCUUGUAAUUAUUUACACAAGAGAGAAAUAAAGCUGAUAUAUUUGCACAAUG